AUGUAUGCGGAAUUGGAAGACGUCAGUCAUACCCAAGAGUCUGUUAAGAUGGGUCCUAAGGUGUCUUUUGUGGUGCUUGCAGCGUAUCUCGUCCUGGCAGGAGCUGAGUACAGAAACGAUGGAGGCUUCGUGCCGAGUUUCCAGAGGACUGAGGACCAGCUUGCAGAACCUUCAGCCAGGAUCGAGAAGAAUAGAGACGAGAGGGAUAACCAGGCUGAUAGAACGCAGAGAUUUGGCAUAUCCUCGUAUGGGAGUACUGGGGGUGGUAGCUACGGCAGCACUGCUCCAGGACUUUAUGGGCCUGUGAAGAUAGAUUUAGGAGGAGUGCUUAUAGGAUCGCUGUUGGGCUUUGGAGCUGUCAUCAUUCUACCUAAGAUCAUCCACGCUCUGUCUUACAGCUACGGCGGAGGAUACGGACGAAGUCUGGACACUGAUUUUGGACAAGUAUCAGAAGUUUUUGGGAAAAUCGACGAGAUGUUGAGCAGAUACAACGUGGACUCGACAGCUUGCAUGCAACGGCUGGCAUGUUCCUACGUGCAAUUGGCCAACGAAAACAUGAUCAGCGGUAACGCCACAGACUUCGAUGUUUUACUGUCUUCAUUGUCCAACAACACGCUAGUCCGUCGUAUGCUGGACGGGACGGCAGUGUUCGAUGCGGUGUCAGCAGGACGGUCGCCAGACUCAGACUGCCACGAACUCUACCACAAAUGUAAACUAGACAAGAAGACUGUCGUCAAAAUGCUGACUCAACUUGUGCCCUCGUAG
Messenger RNA from Spodoptera exigua (beet armyworm), 765 nucleotides. The record is from the annotation of a GenBank genome assembly. NCBI's taxonomy places the organism in Eukaryota, Metazoa, Arthropoda, Insecta, Lepidoptera, Noctuidae.